This is a messenger RNA of Knipowitschia caucasica, 1428 nucleotides long. The record is from the annotation of a GenBank genome assembly. NCBI's taxonomy places the organism in Eukaryota, Metazoa, Chordata, Actinopteri, Gobiiformes, Gobiidae.
AUGGACCCUUUGAAGGACCCCUCUUUCUCAUCAGGCGUUAAAGGAGAAACCCUCAUCACUCAGGCCUGGGCUCUGAUUGGCUGGACGUGUGAGGCCUGGGUUCUGAUUGGCCGGUCGUGUGAGGCCUGGGUUCUGAUUGGCCGGUCAUGUGAGGCCUGGGUUCUGAUUGGCUGGACGUGUGAGGCCUGGGUUCUGAUUGGCAGGUCGUGUGAGGCCUGGGUUCUGAUUGGCCGGACAUGUGAGGCCUGGGUUCUGAUUGGCCGGACAUGUGAGGCCUGGGCUCUGAUUGGCCGGUCGUGUGAGGCCUGGGUUCUGAUUGGCCGGUCAUGUGAGGCCUGGGUUCUGAUUGGCCGGUCGUGUGAGGCCUGGGCUCUGAUUGGCCGGUCGUGUGAGGCCUGGGCUCUGAUUGGCCGGUCGUGUGAGGCCUGGGUUCUGAUUGGCCGGUCAUGUGAGGCCUGGGUUCUGAUUGGCCGGUCGUGUGAGGCCUGGGCUCUGAUUGGCCGGUCGUGUGAGGCCUGGGCUCUGAUUGGCCGGUCGUGUGAGGCCUGGGUUCUGAUUGGCCGGUCAUGUGAGGCCUGGGUUCUGAUUGGCCGGUCGUGUGAGGCCUGGGCUCUGAUUGGCCGGUCGUGUGAGGCCUGGGCUCUGAUUGGCCGGUCGUGUGAGGCCUGGGUUCUGAUUGGCCGGUCGUGUGAGGCCUGGGUUCUGAUUGGCCGGUCAUGUGAGGCCUGGGUUCUGAUUGGCCGGUCGUGUGAGGCCUGGGCUCUGAUUGGCCGGACAUGUGAGGCCUGGGUUCUGAUUGGCCGGUCAUGUGAGGCCUGGGUUCUGAUUGGCAGGUCGUGUGAGGCCUGGGUUCUGAUUGGCCGGACAUGUGAGGCCUGGGUUCUGAUUGGCCGGUCGUGUGAGGCCUGGGUUCUGAUUGGCAGGUCGUGUGAGGCCUGGGUUCUGAUUGGCCGGUCAUGUGAGGCCUGGGUUCUGAUUGGCUGGACAUGUGAGGCCUGGGUUCUGAUUGGCCGGUCGUGUGAGGCCUGGGUUCUGAUUGGCAGGUCGUGUGAGGCCUGGGUUCUGAUUGGCCGGUCGUGUGAGGCCUGGGUUCUGAUUGGCCGGUCGUGUGAGGCCUGGGUUCUGAUUGGCCGGUCGUGUGAGGCCUGGGUUCUGAUUGGCCGGACAUGUGAGGCCUGGGUUCUGAUUGGCCGGUCGUGUGAGGCCUGGGUUCUGAUUGGCCGGACAUGUGAGGCCUGGGUUCUGAUUGGCCGGUCGUGUGAGGCCUGGGUUCUGAUUGGCCGGUCGUGUGAGGCCUGGGUUCUGAUUGGCCGGACAUGUGAGGCCUGGGUUCUGAUUGGCCGGUCAUGUGAGGCCUGGGCUCUGAUUGGCCGGUCAUGUGAGGCCUGGGCUCUGAUUACCAGUGAGACCGGCCAAAGUACCACGUAA